This is a messenger RNA of Alnus glutinosa, 1057 nucleotides long. RefSeq names its product transcription factor bHLH118-like. The transcript is spliced from 3 exons. Gene Ontology annotation, molecular function: protein dimerization activity; DNA-binding transcription factor activity, RNA polymerase II-specific; RNA polymerase II transcription regulatory region sequence-specific DNA binding. Lineage: Eukaryota; Viridiplantae; Streptophyta; Magnoliopsida; Fagales; Betulaceae. The coding region runs from base 56 to 796 and encodes 246 amino acids. Gene Ontology annotation, cellular component: RNA polymerase II transcription regulator complex. The record is from RefSeq and is a predicted model, not a curated record. Gene Ontology annotation, biological process: regulation of transcription by RNA polymerase II.
UCAUGCUCAAAUAAAAACAUUUCCAACAGAGAGAGAGAGAGAUUUGGAGCUAAUUAUGGACUAUUUUCCAAUAUCCAUGUUCCAAUAUGAGCAGGGAGAUGAUCAGCUGCUCCAAAUCUCUUCCAUUAUUCCCGGUCAACCAGAUCAAUUGCCAGUACUGACCACUUCUCAGGAUGGCUGCGAUCUCACCGACAAGCUGGACCAUAGCCGGCGGCGUAAAUCAUCCAUCACCAACGAUGAAACUGAUCAUGAAAACCAUAAUGACAAGAAGAAGAAGAAAAAGAAAAUCAUACAUAGAGAUAUUGAACGACAAAGAAGGCAAGAAAUGGCUACCCUUCACGCAAAUCUUCAAUCACUUCUCCCUGUUGAAUAUAUCAAGUUGUUCCAGGGAAAGAGGUCCAUGUCUGAUCACAUGCAUGAGGUAGUGAAUUACAUAAAACAUCUUCAGAACAAGAUCCAAGAGCAAAAUAACAAGAGAGAUGAGCUGAAAAGAUUGUCCAACUAUCCCAUUAAAGCAACAGAAAAAUCUCUGGGUUCUGGGUGGGAUUCAUUAACGGAGCUUAGACCUUCUAGUACAGGAGUUGAGGUAGCCAUCAACGCAAGACAAGGGCUUCCUCUGUCAAGAGUGGUCGAAGUUCUAAUGGGGGAAGGGCUCAUUAUUGCUGGUUUCACUUCAACUAAAGUAAAUGAAAGGUUGCUUCACACCAUUGAAGCUGAGCUCAGUGAUGGCCAAAGCAUCGAUCUUUGCGAGCUAGAAAAGAAGUUAAAAUACUUCACAAUCUGCUCUUCAAAUUAGAUUCUGAGGUAUUCAUGAUCUAUUUAAUUUUCCUUUUCAGAUAUGUUGCAAGACUUUAAUGUUUGCAUCCCUGUAGCCUGUAGGUGAUCUCUCUUCAAUUCCUAUCAUAUAUAAAAUGGUGCUGGAAUUAAUUAAUUGAUAUCAUUUCAGAACUUGUCAAAGAGAAUAGUCAUCACUUUUCUUGUACAUAAAAGAAAUUAUAUUGAGUUUCUUGAUUAUAUAUGUAUUUAUAAAAUAUGUUCCUUAAUAUUCAUGUGUUAG